UUGCAUCUCCAUCGACUCUCUCGGUUAGCAGACCCAGGUUUCCAUUUGACGCCCGUCUCCAGCCCUCCCCGUCACACCUCCAAGAUGAAGUCCAAGCUCGCUUGUCUCGUCGCCCUCAUUGCUGCCUCUGCUAUCCAGGCUCAAACAGUCACCGGUGCUCAAAUGUGCGCCAAUAUCGGCUUGUGCAUCAAAGAUACCAACGGCAACUACUGCUACGAUGAUGUCAUGAGCGAUCUCAAGAUCGUGCAAAACGCCGCGGAUAUCCCCACCAUCCAGAAGUAUCUCUGCACCGAGUGCCUUCGCGACAUCGUGUUGUGGGUCGAGGCCAAUCCCAGAGCUCCUGCCAGCACGAUUGCCCAGUUCCAGAACUUAACUCGGCAGGUUGAUCAGGUCUGCGGCUCCGACUUUCUGCCUCUCUUCCCUCCCCCUGCCUCCGAUUCACCUACUCCUCCUGUCGUUAUGGGCGCAUAAGUAUGGGGGGAAGGCAGCGGCCGGAUAACUUCUCGUUCAUUUGUUUCGUCCACGCAAUAUUUGAUGAGUUCGGACUGGUUGCGCCAUAUUCGUA
Polychytrium aggregatum is the source of this 565-nucleotide messenger RNA. RefSeq lists its product as uncharacterized. The record is from RefSeq and is a predicted model, not a curated record. NCBI's taxonomy places the organism in Eukaryota, Fungi, Chytridiomycota, Chytridiomycetes, Polychytriales. The transcript has a single exon. Bases 85 to 471 code for a protein of 128 amino acids.